Messenger RNA from Plasmopara halstedii, 303 nucleotides. RefSeq lists its product as uncharacterized. The coding region runs from base 1 to 303 and encodes 100 amino acids. The transcript has a single exon. The record is from RefSeq and is a predicted model, not a curated record. Lineage: Eukaryota; Oomycota; Peronosporomycetes; Peronosporales; Peronosporaceae.
AUGACGAUACUACGUCAAGGAACAAUGGAUCAACAACGCCAGGACAUGCUGGUGCUCUUGGACAAGGCCGAAGACCAGUGGUCCAGCAGCUUUCCACCAGAUCGCGACGGCGAAGAGAUCGAUUGGCGUCAGCGCAAGUGGCUUCUGCUGACGACGUUCAAGGAGUAUAGGAUCCUCGACAUCGCGGAGAACAGGCUCCAAAGAGACCAACUCAGCACUGCGGAAGAGAAGAUAGCUUUUGCUCGCCAGCAGUGCAAGAUCCAGCGCAUGACCGCGUCGGCGAUACCGCCACACCGCCAGUAG